AUGUCUGUCUGCUCCAGUGACGUGGGCUGUGUCAGCCGAGUCUCCUCCCCCAGCACCUGUACUGGUUCCUCCUGGCAGGUGGACAAUUGCCAGGAGAGCUGCUGCGAGCCCCCCUGCUGUGCCCCCAGCUGCUGUACCACUAGCUGCUGUGCCCCACCCCCCUGUCUGGCCCUGGUCUGUGCCCCAGUGAGCUGUGAGCCCAGCCCCUGCCAAUCAGGCUGCACCAGCUCCUGCACACCCUCAUGCUGCCAGCAGUCUAGCUGCCAGCUGGCUUGCUGCACCUCCUCCCCCUGCCAACAGGCCUGCAGUGUGCCUGUCUGCUGCAAGUCCAUCUGCUGCAAGCCCGUGUGCCGUGUGUCCACGUGCUCUGGAGCUUCCUCCCCAUGCUCCCAGCAAUCUAGCUGCUGGUCAGCUUGCUGCACCUCCUCCCCAUGCCAACAGGCCUGCUGUGUGCCCAUCUGCUGCAAGCCCAUCUACUGCGUGCCCGUCUGCUCAGAGUCUUCCUCUUCAUGUUGCCAGAAGACUAGCUGCCAGCCGGCUUGCUGCACCAUCUCCUGCUGCAGACCCUCCUCCUGCGUGUCCCUUCUCUGCCGCCCCGCCUGCUGUGUGCCCAUCUGCUGCAAGCCCAUCUACUGCGUGCCCGUCUGCUCAGAGUCUUCCUCUUCAUGCUGCCAGAAGUCUAGCUGCCAGCCGGCUUGCUGCACCAUCUCCUGCUGCAGACCCUCCUCCUGCGUGUCCCUUCUCUGCCGCCCCGUGUGCAGGUCCACCUGCUGCGUGCCCAUCUCCUCCUGCUGUGCCCCUGCCUCCUCCUGCCAGCCCAGCUGCUGCCGCCCAGCCUCCUGCGUGUCUCUCCUCUGCCACCCUGCAUGCUCCUGCCCAGCCUGCUGA
This is a messenger RNA of Cercocebus atys (sooty mangabey), 888 nucleotides long. RefSeq names its product keratin-associated protein 10-8-like. The coding region runs from base 1 to 888 and encodes 295 amino acids. Gene Ontology annotation, cellular component: keratin filament. NCBI's taxonomy places the organism in Eukaryota, Metazoa, Chordata, Mammalia, Primates, Cercopithecidae. The record is from RefSeq and is a predicted model, not a curated record. The transcript has 2 exons.